AUGAAUACGUUCAAAUUUACUAUUACUGGAGCUGAAAAUAUUUCAGUCCAACUCCCAGCCACUCUUGGUGAGGAGAGCCUGACUAAGAAGAGUAUCAAGGCGCAACUCCAUAUCCCUGAGGAAGAUGAUUUUGAUAUCUUUGAUGAAAAUAACUGCUUAAUAGGAGAUUUCGAAGUUACUCUCAUAUCUAGCAAAGUAAAAGGUACUUUCAGAAUCUGAAUUAAAAAUAAGCUAUCUGAAAAUGAUUCAGAUUUACUACCCAAUCGAGAGAAUGCAAUCAGCACUUUAAUGGAUACUGUAUCUACAAAGAAAUAUGUAUGCGUUUCAGCAAAGUGUAGGAAGACUUACAAUCUAUGCAGCGACUUAUAUGAACACUAUAAAGUGCACUUUCAGAACAAACCAUUCAAAUGUUCAGCUGUAGGAUGCAAGAAAAGCUUCAUGACUCAGUUCCAACUGAACACCCAUCUCUCUGUUCAUCAGGUUGAGAAGCCUUAUAAAUGUACUUACCCUGGGUGUAACAAGAGUUAUGCCAAGAACUGCCGUCUCACAGUUCAUAUGAGGUCUCAUGAUGGAGUAAAGCCAUUCUUAUGUCCAUAUGAAAAUUGUGGUAAAAGAUUCUCUGAAAAGGGAAAUUUGAAAACUCAUAUCAGGACUCAUACAGGGGAGAAGCCUUACUUUUGCACUCAUUGGGGAUGCAAAAAAAGAUUCAGCACUCAAGGCCAUCUUAUUGACCAUAUCAGAGGUCAUUCAGGAGUUAAACCAUUUCCUUGCAGUCUCUGCUCAAAAGCCUUCAUGAGAGCUAGUACUUUGAAGGUGCACAUGAGAGAUCAUACCGGUGAGAGACCUUACCCAUGCACUAUCUGCCCCAAGAUGUUCAAAGAAGCUAGAUCUUUGAGAGCUCACAUGAAGACCCAUAAGAAUUCAACCUGUAUUCAAAGUUCUAAAAAUAUAUGAAGUAAAACUAUUUCUCAAACUGAUGAGAUAAAGAACUAUAAACAACUCAAAGCUUCUUCUGAAGUCACCUCGUUGUUGCUUUCAGGCGAUCAUAGCACCUUCGAAAUGCAAAGUUACUCAAAAACCUCUCCUGAGCAAGUUAUGAGGGUUGAAAAUUUGGGAUCAAAUCCAUUGACUCCAGUUAUCCAAGAUUUCAAACACUCUGAGACAAUUCCAUCUAACUUUCUCCAGGACUUCUGUUUAUGUGGCUUGGAUAGAGAGACUCUAACCCAGUUUGCAGUGAAUGCAGUAAAUGAGCAACAUGAAGGAUUCUCAUUCCGAAAGUUUCAAACCUGCAAUCAAAUUGGCUCCGAUUAUCCAAGCUAUGAUCAAUUCUGUGAAGAUAUGUCAGCCGACUGGGCAAACCAGAAGAACAUGCCAGCUUUAAAUAUUCUCUCAGAGCAGCUUUAUUCAAACCUAUCCUAUAAUUCCUAAUAACUAAUAUUUGAUUUGAUAAACCAUCUUUUUCAAACUCUUUUAGAAAUUUCAGACUUUACUCUCUUUUGAACCCUCCUAUUUCAUAAUGGGAACAAAAUUCUGAAUUAUUCACUUCCACAAAGAAGGUUUAUGCUAGUUCUUUAAAACUUGCUUUAUUAUUCAAAAAUAUUAAUUUGCAGGUUUGGAAAAUAUUUAUGAGGGGAGCCAAAAGAGGUUGCCUUUACAAGUCUUGAUUCCCUGAAUAAAGUAACAAAGGUUUAGCCAUUUGUCUGUUGGUAAAAGCUCGUAUUUCAAAAUUAAUAGAAUUAUAGUGAACAUACACUCUGGUAGUAUUAUAUGAAAUUCCAGCUAGCAAAAUUUGAAGAUGCCCUAUUUACCCUAGAUAUAGUUUGAAAGCUAAAACCCUCUCAUUAGAUAGAUAUUCCCCAUGAAAUUAGAUUUUCCUCUUACCUUUGAUAAGGAGAAAUUAUUCAUACAACUUUUCAGAAAUUUUCAGAAAUAACCAAGUGAUUUCAAUCAGUUAGAAAUUGAAGAGAGUUGUCCAGAAAUAGUGAGGGCGAUAUAAUAUUAGCUUAUGAGGCUCAUACAAUUGAUCUGUUACAAGUGAUGCAGUGGCAAGGAUACAGUAUUGGAAUGAUCCUCUGAAGUCCUCUUUUAGAUUUAGUAGAGUAGAUUUUGAUAGUGGAAAAUUUCAGAGGAAACAAAGUGAAAUAUUCUUCAUGGUUCUUAGAAAUAAACCAACUUUUUAUCAGAUAUAUAAGAGCUUUCAGAAAGCAUAUUAAAAAUAUAUAGACUCUAACAAGUCUAGCAGUGGUAAGCUAUGUAAUCCAGAAAUAUCUCUUUCUCUUCUUCGAAUGAAAGCUAAUAAACAUGGCUAAGGAACAAAGGCCUCGGGCAUACUAUUGAAACUUUCCUUCCUAGGAGCUUCUAACUCUAUCUAAAAGAAAUAGCCUCUCUUUCUCUUGUUUUUUUCACGCUGCAUUUCAAGUUCCAUAUCAUAGCUUUCUAAAUUUUCGAAAUUUUUCAAAACUGGUAUAUAAAACUAGUGACAUCUUAGCUCUGAUCCGUUGUUGUCUGUUUCUCUAGCCAUGCCGUCUUCAAUAGCUUAAGAUUUGGAAAUAUAGAACUGGAUUUCUCCCAAGUGUGAAGAUUCUAAUAAGAGAAUAACUUAUUUUUUAAUGUUGGAUUUACACUGUAUUAUAGAGACUUUUUUAAGAAUUUAGAGACUCAUUUUCCAUGAUGCCUUAACUUGGUACAGAGAGUGCUUAGACUGCCACACUCUAGAUGGCUGGGAAGUAUACCCCUGACAUGCCUCAGGCCAUUCAACGAGAUUUUAAAGGUCUGUGAUUAGCCUCGAGCUAGACUCUUUUGUAAUUCAUGGGAGAUUACUGAUUUUA
Molecule: messenger RNA, 2828 nt
Organism: Moneuplotes crassus
Lineage: Eukaryota; Ciliophora; Spirotrichea; Euplotida; Euplotidae
Source: the annotation of a GenBank genome assembly